This is a messenger RNA of Pediculus humanus corporis (human body louse), 840 nucleotides long. RefSeq lists its product as uncharacterized. Bases 1 to 840 code for a protein of 279 amino acids. The record is from RefSeq and is a predicted model, not a curated record. The transcript is spliced from 2 exons. Gene Ontology annotation, cellular component: cytoplasm. Gene Ontology annotation, molecular function: enzyme inhibitor activity; protein kinase binding; phosphatase regulator activity. NCBI's taxonomy places the organism in Eukaryota, Metazoa, Arthropoda, Insecta, Psocodea, Pediculidae.
AUGUCGUAUUCAAGAACGAUGGGAUCCGCGUCUCGGGAUCCUCGGAGAUCCGCGGGAGUUUCGUCAUCCCUUCGAACAAAUAAUCGUUCCCGUAACACGGGGUAUUUUUCACCAUCCGGAAAUGGUGGAUACUCGAGUUAUUCUAAUCCGUACGGUAGCGGAAAUUCUCUCGGUCACUCGUACGGAAGUAAUUCAUACGGCUCGUACGGAAGUUAUCAUUCGCCGCCAUCUUAUUCGAAUUACGGAAAUUCUUAUUCGACUUACGGCGGCACGAAUUCCGGAUACGGAUCAUUACAUUUACCGUCGGGAUCGUCCGUUAGCUCGUACCUGACUUCGCCUUCUUCGUCUUCGAUGAAACACCUGUCGCCGAGCCUUUAUUCUAAACCGAUAUCUAGGUCUCCCACGAGAUCCGUAAUGGGAUCCAGAACUGGAUCAACUUCGAGUCUUUUAAGUUUAAAGAGUUCCGAAGGGUCCGAGGGUUACGGCAGUGACGACAAGUCCGGACGAUCGUCGAGAGUUAGUUCAGUGUCAUCGUCCGGAGUCAAUGACGAUUUCUCUACGAGGUUACAAAAUAACGAUGUGACCGAAAACGGCGAAAUCGACUACAAGAAAUUGUACGAAGAAUCAAAAGCACAAAACGAGAGGCUAAAGGAAAAAUUGAAAAAGACUGAAGAUGAAUUGACGGAUGCUAGGAGUAAUUUAGAAAAACAUGUAAAUACGGACAAAGCGUCGCUGUCGGAAAUGGAAAAGAGGGAAAGACGAGCUUUAGAAAGGAAAUUAUCGGAAAUGGAGGAAGAGCUUAAGGUACGUGCACAAUUUUCUAUUACCAUUUUCGUGUGA